Molecule: messenger RNA, 895 nt
Organism: Dentiscutata erythropus
Lineage: Eukaryota; Fungi; Glomeromycota; Glomeromycetes; Diversisporales; Gigasporaceae
Source: the annotation of a GenBank genome assembly
GACCGAUAAAAAUAUUGAGUUUUCAGAUGGUGUGUUAAUUAUUCAAGGAGAUUCAAUGAAUGAUUAUGGUACUCAAUAUACCAUUAAUAGAGCUGAAGAAUUGAAAAAGAAAUUGAAAAUUGUGAAUGUAUUCACAAGUAAUUUAGACAAGGUUGUGAAAUGGAUUGUUAAUAAUAAUAUACGCUUAUUAAAUAUCUCUGGAGAAAGGAAAAGUAAUUUGUUAGAAGUAGAUCUCCAAGUGAAAAUGGUUUUCAAAAAAUUUUUGAACAAUAUUCAUGAUGAAAUUCUUCAAAAUAGUGGAUUUCUGAUUUAUGAUUCAAUCAGAAAGUUUUAUACUCUCGGUCCGGAAGGUUCUUUUUCGUAUUUUACUGCACAGAAAAUUUUUCAAAAAAUGCGUGAGAAAUGUGCUAAUGUUGAAAUAGUCCUUUUAAAGGAAAAGAGCGAAUUAAUUAAAAUUCUACCAAUACUAAGAUAUGAUAAGUGUCUGUUAGUUCCCACCCAAGUAAACGGAAUUGAUACAUUCGAACAAAAUCAUUUAUUUGAAAGGUUUAAAGUUAAAUUCGAAAUUGAGACACCUGUGAGGUAUGCAUUACUCUCAGUACAAAAUGAUAUUUUAGGAAUAGAAAAAUUGUAUAGUCAUGAAUCAGCUUUUGAAGAGUGCAAGAAUUGGAUUUGUAAGAAAUUACCAAACGUUAGGAAAAUAAGCGUUGGAUCAACUAGCGAAGCGGCAAAAGUAGCUUCAUUUUCUCAUUCAGCGUCGCUUUCAAAUAUAUCAUGUUCAAUGUUGUAUAACCGUAACAUAUUAGAAACAGAUAUUUGUGAUUUAUUAAAUAAUAAAACCACAUUUGUAUUUGUGAGCAAUCACGAAGGAUUAAAUAUAUUAAUAAAAAUUUAA